This is a messenger RNA of Mizuhopecten yessoensis (Yesso scallop), 2594 nucleotides long. Its product is annotated as tripartite motif-containing protein 59-like. NCBI's taxonomy places the organism in Eukaryota, Metazoa, Mollusca, Bivalvia, Pectinida, Pectinidae. Bases 100 to 1539 code for a protein of 479 amino acids. The record is from RefSeq and is a predicted model, not a curated record. The transcript is spliced from 10 exons. Gene Ontology annotation, molecular function: zinc ion binding.
CCCCAUCUGUAGUGCAGCCAUAUUGACAAUCUAAUUUAUGUGUGGAUAAACCUUUUUGCCAAAUAACGGAGAAAUUACAUUGAACUUUCUAUUUAGACAAUGGCCUGUUCCAAAGAUCAGAUAUUGACAAACCAGCUGGAUUUAGAAGAAGAUCUUACCUGUUCCAUAUGUCUGGAGUUGUACAACGACCCUGUCUCUCUGCCGUGUCAACACAACUUCUGUCGAAAAUGUAUACACUCACACUUGCACCAGAAGUCGGAUAUUCAUGUUCAUGUCCUUGGAGCAGAGCAUGGACGAUUCCCAUGUCCAAACUGUCGGGAUUAUGUUGAGCUCACAGAAACAGACAUCAAGAAGUUGCCAAAGAAUUUCGCUUUGCAAAACAUUGUUCAUAAAUUUCAAUCAUUGAAAUUGGAAAAUGAGACCAAAGAUACUGGAUUAGUGGAAACUGACUGCAUGUAUCACAAUAAACCUUUAAUGGUGUACUGCGAUACAUGUGACGAGGCCUUGUGUAUCGAGUGUUUCCCAAAACGGAGUCAUGAAAAUCACAAUGUUGUCCAUUUUAAGGACAAAGUGAAGAUGUACCAGGAAGAUGUCGAACAGACAAUUUUACCUCAGAUUAUCCAUUUGCAAGAAUCUCUAAAGGAAAUGAAGAGAAGACUAACCGGUAUCCGUCAAGAAACACAGGAACUACUUCAGGUUAAUAUGGAAGAUGUGACUGAAAGUUUCCAGGAACUAAGAUCAGCCGUGAAUCAAAAAGAAUCCGAAUUAAUGUCCGUGUUUGAGUCAAAGAAAGAGGAGACCGACUCGCGAUAUAAAAGUCAUACUGACAGUUUGGAUGAACAGUUGGACACUUUGGAGAAUCUCAACACCAAAUUGUCCACAAUUAGUUUUCAAGAUCCUGCGAAAACUAUUCGGGAAAUUAAAUCCGACAAAGAACGAUGUGAAAAGGCAUCACGGGACGAAUCUAUGACGUCUGAAAACAUCAAACGACUUCUUGGUGAUGUAAAGGAGCUGGAUGUUUCAAAACAAAUACAUGGAUUGAAUGAUGAUCUAAAGAGAAUCAUGUCUGAUAUCAACAACAUGGAGAUUGGAACAACUGGAGACACCAGAGCAGAAGCAGAAUCUACAGCAAACUUUCAACUUUCAAGGAAAGAAAUUUCAGCAGCAGCUUAUUCAACAACAAUUGAUACGAGAAGACAAGAAGAGAGAAAGUGGAUCAAGAUUGUUGACCCCAAUACUGGCAAAGAUAUCUCAAGUGAAAUAUACAAUACACGACGACCUGCACCGUUACCUUAUAACGAAGAAGAAGGAACCCCAUUUGUUAGGGGUUUGACCAUGAAGGGAACUCCUGAACGACCAGAUCAGGUGGACUACCCACGGGAAAGCUACCUAGAGAAUGAUAUGCAACCACAAUCAGGUUUCCUGUCUUUGUUGAUUGACAAGGAAAGACAACCACCCAGAAGGUCAAGAAAACAGCAAAGAAAAGAAAAGAAGACUACCCUUUCAGGGUUUGAUAUGGACUUGGACUAUAUCGACUAGAAAAUCACUGCGAGUGCUUACUAAUAAAAUACCUGAAAUCCGAUGAUCAACUAGCAAAAUGCAUAGCAGUGAUUUUUUACAAAAUGUAAACUGUAAAUCAAUAUCAAUUAUAGAAUUUUAUUUAAUGUACAGAAAUGAAAAUGUAAUGUUUUUCAUAUUUGAAUUAAUAUAUCAGUAAAUAUAUGUUCUUCUUAAUAUGUUUAUACUAUGAAUCUAAUUCAUUACAAACGACUGUCAUUUAAUGACCUGUUGUUCAAAAGGUGAUUAGCUUAAUCACUGUUUAACGACAUUUUUCAACCUUUAAUAAUUUAGUCAAUAUACAAGGUAAAAUCUCACAAUUUUGCAUGUAAAAUCACUCAACUAAAUAUUUGCUAUCUGGAAAGUUGUAACUUUUGUUUUAAAGAUACACAAAAAUUAAAAUUUAUGCUAAUCACCUUUUGAAUAACUGGGCCCAGAUCAUGUCGGUGUUAUUCAACUUUUAUUUCCAAAGCUUUAGACUUCUAUAACUUGAAUGUUUCUCUGGGCUAGCAUGUGUGUCGGAAAACGAACUGUAUCUGUGCGCUUGUAUUUCAAUAGUGAUAUAUGGGUGAUAUAUUUAUAGCAACUUGUGGAGGGAGGAGGCACGCGGGAAGAGUUUUCAGUUUUUUUUCUCGUUCUUGAGGCACUGUAUCCUGUUUAAAUCUAACCCCAUGCAUGCACUUUAAACAAUUUCAUCACACGAAAAUAUGUUUUUCAAAUACUUUAACGCUACCAACACGGAACCUACCCCAUGUGAUACGGACUCCGCAUACUACAAUUUCCUUUUAAGAAGCUUUAAGAAACUUUUGAAGAUUUUACAAAAGAACAAAAGUCCUAAAGAAAGAGAUACAGGCUUGCAAAAGAACAGAAGAAUUAUCUUUAGAAAACAAAGGGAAGGACUUUGCCCUGCCAUUGUCAAUGAAAUGUUUAGAAAAGAAAAGGAAACUCAUCUGAACUCCGUCGCGCGUCCGUAAACAAUUUACAUUGGUCCCCAGCCCCCAGGGGCCUGAGGGGCGGGGCCAAAAAGGGUAAAAUUG